Messenger RNA from Bemisia tabaci, 5909 nucleotides. RefSeq names its product phosphatidate phosphatase LPIN (gene Lpin). Gene Ontology annotation, cellular component: nucleus. The record is from RefSeq and is a predicted model, not a curated record. Lineage: Eukaryota; Metazoa; Arthropoda; Insecta; Hemiptera; Aleyrodidae. Gene Ontology annotation, molecular function: phosphatidate phosphatase activity; transcription coactivator activity. Gene Ontology annotation, biological process: fatty acid catabolic process; positive regulation of transcription by RNA polymerase II; triglyceride biosynthetic process.
UCGCGGACGGCGGAUUUGCGCUGCUGCCCUUGACAGUUCUGCAUAAUAGACUCCAUUGAUCAUCAUAUUUUUAUUUACUUAUCAGUGUUAAAGAAAAUCAUGAUUGCCCUGUGUGUACUUGAUUUGAUCUUGAGUAAAUCGUGGUAAAUCAGCACAUGUUCGUUUGAUAUCGUAUAGUUGUUGGUCUAGGAAACUAUGAACUACCUGGGGAAAGUCAUAAAUAAUUUCAGAUAUGUUUACAAUGAAAUAAAUGCAGCUACACUGACUGGUGCCAUUGACGUUAUCGUUGUUGAACAGCCUGAUGGAACUUUCACAUGUUCACCAUUCCACGUUCGGUUUGGCAAAAUUGGUGUCUUACGUAGCCGUGAAAAAAUAGUUGAAGUGGAGAUUAAUGGAGAACCAGUGGAUAUUCAUAUGAAAUUGGGAGAGUCUGGUGAAGCAUUUUUCGUUGAAGGAACAUCUAGUGAUGAAAAUGUUCCUCCCCAUUUAGCUACUUCACCAAUUCCUGACACAUCUGGAUUCUCUCCAAGUUUUGAUGACUCCGGGACCAGUGAAUGGAAAGGGAUUCCUAACAAAUUGGGAGACCUCAAAAAUAGUGACAAUAAUGACUCAGCUCCUGUUGUAAUUGUAGCGGGCAGUGUUCCCAAAACAUUCUGCGCUGAGACUGUUGACGACCCAGGUGAAAAUGAGAAAAUCCGUAAGAUCAGCAUUGCAGCAGGCGAGUUCCGACCCAUUGAUUCGGAGCCUUUCUUGUCAGAAAUGAGCGAAUCCUUGCGUUUGAAACAGAGCCUGAGCGGUCUUGAUCUUUCAAAUGAUGUAAUCCAGACAUACCAUGAAGAGGCUGUGAGGACAUCCUCUUCUCUUCCUGUUAGCCGAAAGAAGCGGAGAAAAAAGUCUGUCAUGAAGAAGAAAGCAUCAUACAGUGUUGACCAAAAAAAUGAUAGUUCUAGCAGCAGUAAUGAGCAUCAAGGAGAGUCGGAAGGAAGGCCUGAUACAAAGCCAGAAGAAAGUUACACAGAGAAUAUUGAUAGCUCUAUUUUCCAGAUGGAGGAUCUUGAUUUUAACAAGCCAAAGACUAGUAUGGAUGAGGUGCCAGAUUUAAACGACACCAAGAGUGAGUUAUCCCGAGUCUGUGAUGCACCAAUAGAAAGUGAUAUUCAUUUCUUCAGUGAUACUGAAAUUACGCCUGGAUGCAGUCCUCCAGUCAGCAGAGAAUUUGCACCAAUUAAAUCUGACUCUGAAUUUGAGAUCCAGCGAACGGCAAGUGUUGGCUCAAAGAAUGAACUAACCAAGAGCAGUCUCGGGGCUAAGGAGCCGCAGCAAAGUUGGAAGUGGGGAGAGCUGCCUUCUCCACCGUUGGUCAAGGAGGUCUCACCAAAAGAAGCCAACAAUGAAGAAGAAGCCAAAAAGCAACAAGAAGCUGCUGCUCACCGUUCCAUGUUGCAAAAUAUGCUUGGGUUUAUGAAGAAAACCAAACACAUGAGACAGUCAGAGGGAAUAUAUCUUUCCGAAUUAAAUCCAGAUGAAUUGGACCCAGAAAUUGCUGCACUGUAUUUUCCGUCUACGUAUAAGAAUCAUAAUCUCAACUCGUCAGGAGCAGAUUCACAUCAUUACAUACCUGACCAUGAUGAGGAUGCUGAAUCAGGAAAUGGGUCAUCCCUCCCUCACUCUCCCCACAGUGUCCUCGGCUCUCCAACUGGGCAGUCAACGAUGUUCCAUCCUCCAGAAGACGUUCAUCUUUCACUCUGCGGAGGACUUGGAACGGUGGAAGGGCCAACUGAAGAAGCAUUCCUUUCCCAUCUCGUUGAUUUCAACCAAUUAGCAAAUGAUCCCAGUCUUUUAGAAAAUUCUAAUCUAGUCGUUAAAAUUGGUGGCAAACUGUACAAUUGGCGCACUGCAGCCCCUAUCAUUGUAUCCAUGGUCACUUUUCACAAAUUUUUACCUCCUGAAACAGUUGAGCGGUUAUGUCGCGACUGGAUGCCCAAAAGCAACAAAAAGCCAGCUAGUAGUAACAGAAGCUAUUCGUCAUGGUUCAUGUGGUCUCGUGGCUCAGACUCCAAGUCGAAUUUGGAUGCCUCGGCAAAUUCAGCUAACGCAUCUGCUAUUAUGGAUGAAGGUAAAAAUCUCGAAGACAAGUCUAAAGAUAUCUCAACAGAAAGGAGUUCAGACAAAGUGGACGGUGAAAGUAGUCUUGUUCCUGAUAAAGCUUCAGUACCUGAUAAAAGUGCAGCAGCAACAGAGGCUGACAAUGAAGAGACAGGGAAAUCUGCGGAGACUGUCAGAGAAAGUGAGAAGGAAGAAUUAAAGAAAGUCGAUUUCGAAGAAAAGACUGUCAGUGACCAGGUGGUUCCUGAGGGGAUUAGCAAUCCAGCAGAAUCCCCAAAACCCACCGAAGUUAAAACUAGUGAUAGUGUACAAAUACCUUUAUCUAAUGUCAGGAGGAAAUCUGACAGUCUCAGGCUAAGUGAAUCCCAUUCUUCUGACUCUGAUACUGAAACAAAUACAGCUAGUUCUUCCGACAAAUUCCGAAAAACCCUUAGACUUUCUUCGGAGCAAAUAGCAAAAUUAAAACUCUUGCAAGGAUCAAAUGAAGUUGUUUUUAGUGUCACGACUGCAUACCAGGGAACAUCACGUUGCAAGUGUUUCCUAUUUCUUUGGCGCUACGAUGACAAAAUAGUCAUAUCUGAUAUUGAUGGCACCAUCACCAAGUCUGAUGUCCUAGGGCAUAUAUUACCCAUUGUAGGAAAAGAUUGGGCCCAAAGUGGGGUAGCAAAACUGUUUACAAAGAUCAAGAAUAACGGCUAUAAACUUUUGUACCUAUCAGCUCGAGCUAUUGGGCAAUCACGGGUAACUAGAGAUUAUUUGAAGUCAAUCAAGCAAGAAGAUUUGUCUUUGCCAGAAGGACCAAUGCUUCUCAACCCUACUAGUCUCCUCAAUGCUUUUCAUACUGAAGUCAUAGAAAAGAAACCAGAAGAAUUCAAGAUCCAAUGUCUGCGGGAUAUUCUUGCUUUAUUUCCCCCCAACUCGAAACCAUUUUAUGCUGGCUAUGGCAAUAAAAUAAAUGAUGUAUGGGCGUAUCAAGCUGUUGGCAUUCCCAUCUUCAGAAUAUUCACAAUUAAUCAUAGGGGAGAGUUAAAGCAUGAGUUGACUCAAACUUUUCAAUCCUCGUAUUCAAGUAUGACUUUCAUAGUGGAUCAAAUGUUUCCCUCCCCUCCGGAAGAGUCAACAAUGGAAGACUUCUCGCAAUUCUCAUACUGGAGAGACCCAAUUCCAGCCAUAGAUCUUAAAAUUGAAAAAGAUCCGUGAAGUUGCUUUUGUGAUUAGAAAUUGGUGCUUUCACUGAUCUUUAUUUUGAUUAAUCAAGUGAAUAAUGUAGUUGAGCCAAUUGUGAUGGCGUAGAAAAAUUCAGAACCUUCCUCUCACCUGUUUUGUCUUGAGUCCGGCAUAACGUGCUCAAUGCACUUUUUGUAGCAUAGCUAAUUUUUCCAUCAUGCUUCACCCUCUUAUCUCAGAACUUUACUCAGAUAGAAAUAGACGUGUCAAGAAAAGCCACAAGUACUGGAGAGAAAAAUGAGGCCAAAAAAUUAGUGAUGAUUUUAGUGUUGUCUCCUGUAGAGUCAUGUAGGAGCAUUUUAGUCGGCCAAUUUAAUAUUCAUGAGUUGAAAGUAAUAGUGAUUCAGAAAAAUCAGCAGAAUUAUAGAAAAAGAAUCAAUUUGCUUCACGGCCCUCUGAUGUAAUCUGAAAUUCAGCUUAUUUACAAUUGGAUGACCGAUACGUGACCUUGACGGUAGACGGGACCAUCAACACCACCACUUUGAUGUCAUCACUCUCUUGUGAUGCUGAAACAAAAUAGUCCUCAUGUGUUCUGCACACAGCCUACUUGAAGGUGUUCGGUAUCAGUUGUCAACCAUGUAUUAUUUUCUGUUUAGUUUAAAUUAUUCCAUAAUUUUGUUUUGUUUUGUUUUGGUGAUGAACCUUACUGAGCUCCAUUUAAGAGCUUUUGCAUCAUAAAUAAUUCAAGUCCAUUUAACAGAGACUUUACUCGUUAUUUUGGCUUUAUUUGAAAUUAUGAUGCUGACAAGCCAAUCCUUACUAUUUGAUUUGACUGUAGCAUUCCAAGUUUAGUUCUACCUCCAAUUGACUUUAAUCCAGUGGUCGGGGUUCUAAGCUUUUUCAAUGGAACAGAAGUCCAAUGGAAACCCCAUCUUGCUCUGUUUAUCAGGUCACCUUCUUUUUAACUCUUUCAUUAGAUAAAAUUUAGUCAAGCUUUACCUCAUCCAACUAUCCUUUGCUCAGAGAGGAGGUUUUAUACUUGUUAAAAAGUGCUUUUAACUGAUUUCUUGCAAAUGGCGGAUCGUUAUAAAGACUGUUACUUUUUUUAAAAAACUUAAUGCGAGUGGUUAAUGAUGCCUCAUAACAUGAUAAAAUUUUUGACUAUACAGCUCAGAUGUCUGAAGAGGUUUUAUACUAUUUUCUACCUUUGGUGCCAUAUUUUGCAAGUCUUAAAGACACAUGGUGCCUCCAGACUGACAAGAGCUUGUGCAAAGUUGUAGUAGAUGAAAUCAUUUUUGGGCAUCAGUGAGAAAAUGGGAUACAUCUUCAUGUACAGCUUCAAAGAAACAGGUUUCUGUUGCAGAAAAACUUAUGUUAAGUUAUGCUGAUUUUCUUGAAAGCCAGUGUAGAUGGAUCCCAUCAGCUCUAAGAUGACCGUUUUUGUAAGUAGCUCUAGUGUUUCUAGGUUGCCCUAAGUCAUAUCAAUGUAUUGAUUUUCCCUCAGAAUUUUUGCAAUUUUACUUUAGUUCUUCUCUUUUUUUUUUUUUUUUUUUUUUUUUUUUGUUAAGGCAUUUACUUUUGGAAUUUUUGUUUCUAAUACAUAACCUAAUGCUCAUUUGUUGUUUUUACCUCAGAUAGAUAAGAUAUUGUGGCUUACAGCCGUCAUUAAUGAAUUAAUGAUUGAAUUUAUUAUGAAUCAAAACUUCAAUGAAUAAAAGAGUUAUCCAUUGUUUAUUAUGGUAAAAUGUUCUGAAUCAAAGCUUUAAGAAAGAAACUGAACCAUCUUAUUUUUUAAGGGAAAGCCCAUUCAAUCUGUGUGCAUUUUUUCAAUAUUUUUGUGAAAUUUCACGAUUUUCUGUUGUCAGAGUCAUAGGUACAACACUCAUCAUUCUCCACCGGGUCAGGUUAUAAGUACAUCAAUGAAGCUUUUGAAUUUUUCGCUCGUUUCUCAAAAGUUUGCUGUUUUUCCUCUGUGUCAGUGAUCUAUUUUUCAAAAUAUAAUUAUGAACAGCUGUAACACAUUGACGCGCCCAGAAAAAUCCUGUGUUAAGGAAUAAUUAUUGAGGUCUAGCAUUUGUUACUUGUCAAGGCUCUUGUAGGACAACUUUUUUAAGAACCUCAAAACUUUUAAAAUAAUCUGAUUUUAACUAUUGUAUAUAAUGAAAGUUAAGGGAGUUUUAACUCUCUUAAUAAAAAAUAAAUUGAAAUUUCAGUCCAAUGUUCAGCCAAGCCCGAUGUUGGUUUUUGCAAACACAUUGAAUUUUAAGUAACUUUUCAACUCUGGUGCCAUGUAGUAUGACUUUAUAAUGCUGAAAUAUAGGGAGCACCAAAUACAGUCGUAAAAAUCAGUUUGUGGACCACAAACUUCUAAUGUUGUGACAAAUGACUCAAAAGGGAGAAUCGCAAUGUUUAAUUAGAUCUGAUGUACAAGAUAUAAAAUUUGGAGAGGCUUUGACGGUAACUUCAUGCACAUUUUUAAACACACCUAGCAGUGUUUAAUGAUAUUUUUUAAAUUACACCUAAGAUUGUUACUCCGAAUGUAUUUAAACAAAUGUAUAGAUUGGUUUAUCAUUGUUUUAAAUUUUGUGUUGUUAAUUUAGUUUGAGAAAAAAAGAAUUAAACUUUUUAAAAAGAAA